Molecule: messenger RNA, 1821 nt
Organism: Symbiodinium sp. CCMP2592
Lineage: Eukaryota; Dinophyceae; Suessiales; Symbiodiniaceae
Source: the annotation of a GenBank genome assembly
AUGGCCUUCCGCUCGGCGCGGCCACUCCGAUUCCGCCUAACCAGGCUCUUGCGCGCAGGAGGUGCAGAAGACGCAAAGCCCCGAUGGACACUGCCUGAGGCAGACUACCACAAAUAUACGUACCAGCCAUCCAUUCCGGACAAGCACUUCAACAUCGGCCACUGGAACUAUGCCCCCAUCACCAUGUGGCUGCGUGCUCGGCGCCCCGCCAUGGAGAAAGUGCUGGGUGACGUUUACACCACCCUCACCAGCACAGGAAGUGCCCUCUGGUCGCCCAUCUAUGGCAACAUCCAUGCCAACCUCCCUGGCUUCGGCUACAAGUUCCUCGGGCUGGUAGGCGCUCUGAUCGGCUACAACCUGGCCGUCAUGUACGUGACUUCCCGUACUGAGGCGUGGAUGUUCCUCGAGAAGAUGCGUCUGUAUGCCUUGGGCGAUGAGCUAGUCAAGAAGGGCUUCUUCAUGUCCGAUGCAGAGGAGGCGCACUCGCGCCAGCACAAGUACGACCACGAGGUGGAACGCCUGAACCAUCUCUGGGAGGAGGCCAUCUCCGACGCCACGCAAGCCAGAUCCUUUGACAGGCUGUGUGAGCAUCUGGCCGUGGAUUCUGAGAAGCUUCCGGUGACCGAGAUCCCCAAGCCGAUCUCCUGGCGAUUCAGCCUCAUGCCGUAUGGACGGGAGGACCCCGAUGCCAAGACCUUCAGCUUCGCCCCCGUGGACUCACCGGCGGCCAGCAAUUACUUCUUGCUGGACAUGGGGAAUUCCGGCGACUACAUCGACCGCCAGGACAACAAGCCGAAUCCCAUCCGCAAGGGCCGUCACAUGUACACAGCUGCAUACAUGCCCCCGACGAAGUUCAUCGAAAGUAGAGAUUUUCAUCCACAGGUGCAGUGGAUGCUGUCUCAAGGUGCCCGCACAGUUGGCGCUCCACCGGAUGCAGCCGGCGUGUCCACGCUGCGCCUGGAUGCGCCGAGCCGGCGACACGGCCAUGUCUUCUAUCCGCGUGAGGACGCCUCUGCCAGGCCGCCGUCGAGGAGCCUGUCCCACGCAGUGCUGAGAGGAGGAACCUCAAGCGUGCCAGCUCAUCCGUUGGCUUCUUCUGCCUCCUCACCAGACCUUGUUGGCCUACGAUCAGGCCGAUCAGGCAGGCAAGAGAUCAAAGAGAUCCCUCCUCUGCGGUUUCCUUCGCCACCGACGGGCUACAGAGUGUGCCCACCCUACGCCAGCGACGCCCACGGCGGUGACGGCCAUGUGGGUUUGCGGAGCUCAGAGAGAGCCCCAGCAGUUCCGUCGACCGCGCCUUGGGAGGGACGCGCGAGGUCGACGCAGCCAGCGGUGGCGCCGGCCACGUGGCACUACCGGCCACCCUCAACGCGCGGGCGCGAGCGCGACCAGUCCGUCGGCUCGGCGCGAGGUUCGGAGCGCUCGACGUCUUCGGCUUGCGUCGAGACCAGAGGCUUCAGAGGACCGAGGAAUUCGAGACAGGAGGAGGCACGUGAGGCGAUCUUGCGUGCGGCCUCGCCUCUGCGACCAACAGGAUUGGUGCAGAGCUCCCAGCAGAGCAGAGACAGGCCCAAAGCGGCUGCGAGAGGCCGGCCUCGGCCGCAAGCGAGCAGAGGUGCCCUGCUGGCGGGCAACAAGAUCUCACAGGCCCGCGCCGAGCUCCGCGCGAGGAGCCGGGAUGAAUCUCUUUGCGCGUGUCAACGUAGGGAUUGCUUCGCGUGCUCUCAGCUCUGCUUUCCCCUGCGUCUGUGUCCGGUUGAACGAGCUCCGCGUGCCAUAGCUCUGAACGUGAUCACGGGUUCUGGAAGCAUGAUGGGCUAG